UUCAUAUCUUCGUAAAUGCAUGUUUACUUAAACGCAACUAGCAUUAAGUUGGUGAACGCUAACGAUGACUCUUUUAAAGGAAAUAUUAAAAGGUUAUCCAUCUGGAAUAGACAGAGAUAAGGGGUGGCAGUGUUAAUAAACAGACUUCCGCUACACCUCAACAGUGUCUUCCUUUUCUAAACAAUUUUUCUUUAAUGUUGUAAUGUUUUUUUCCAUUCAGCCUACGCACCCGUCAUCUCUUUGGGGGGAAGACGUCCAGUUAACUUCUAAUGUUACAAAAUAAAUUGUAACACCUGUUUUGUAGAAGAAGAAAAAAUCCUGACUCCGAAGUUCUGACUUCCUAGCGAUUUAUUCGUUCUGAAAAACACUUGCUUGCGCCAUGGAAACUAUCUGAACGACUCGCCUUUCCUUUUUGGCACCGUGCAUACUUAGCUGAGAUAAAUAGGGGAAAAUGAGAUUGCUAUUAAGAAUGCUUAAAUCGAAUCUCGCUAUCGAAAUAAUAAGAGGCUAUGUUGCGCAGCAAUAUGAAGCAGUGUUGUGAAAUACAUUUCAAUAAUUUUGAGAGGCAGGAAAGAGGAGGUAUAUAACUUUACAGAAGUACUACAUACUUAGGGAUCACUCUAUUGAUGAAAUACAUAUUACAUAUGGGCGGAUUUCCAUACAGAUAAUAGGAAAUAAAAACAAAUCGCGAGUAUACAUUACGCGACAAUUAGUCCUUAAGAUAUUUUACUAUAGAACUUGUUAUACUACCCCAGCAAAGUUAAAGCUUAAUUUUAUUCCCUGUUAAGAGAAAGAAUACUUUUAAUUGUACAUAAUUAAAAUUGUUUACAGCAUAGUAGAUGUAGUAUUCGCAGAAUUAUGAAGAAUUAUGAAGUUGAUUUCUUUAUGUAUUACGUAUUGAUACUUAUAAUACUUUGUACAAGAAAACGUGAAAACGUGUUAACCUAAAAUUACUGAGUAUUUGGCAUAAUAUCUUCAUAACUUUAAUUCUGAAACCAAGUUUAAAAUUAUGCAGAUUUGUUUUAUUUGUAGUCCAGAAUUGCGCUAAAUAAACCCGGGUGUUUUUCAACGUAAGUUAAAAGAACCACUGGCAAUAUCUCCUAAAUUUGUAAUUUAAAAUGAAGGUCCAGCCUUUUCGGCAUUAGGUCAAGUAGACUUGUGUUGUUACAGUCACGGAGCAAUGAAGUUUACAUCAUACCAGUAAUCAGCACUAAAAGUAAGUUCAGCUUUCAGUUACUUUCCAACUCUGACUAAAUAAUAUAGAUUCAAAAGUUUGUAUUUCGUCGGUCUUUUACAUAUAGCUAUUUAACAAAUUUAUUUUCGUUUAUUAUCAUUUCAAACUGUAUUGCCCUUUAUUUGGUGGACAUGUACUAAGCAUAUUGUGGGUCAUUGCAAUUGCAAAAGAAAACGGACAAAUAGCAUAAAGUUUGAAAACACAGUAUAGUUCGUGUGUAAAAAGCAUUCAAUAUUCUUUGCAUGUUUGUCUCACAGGUUUAAAAUUGGCAUAUUAACAACGAUUCUUUAUAGUUUGUAUUUUAUUUUUUCAUUUUUUCCUAAUGCAUAUCAAGCUGAAACUACACCACUUAAACACAAUACUAUAUCAUCAAAACAUUAAAGUUGAGGAAAUCUUCUGGUAAUUUGGAUACCGUUACUUCAUUUAAAAUAUUGCAGUUUCAAAAACAUAAGUUUUAGUCUGUAAGGGUGUUGCUGAAAAGCUCUAAGAAAAACGGGAUAACUCACUUGAGGCUUUAUAAACUCUGUAAAAAAAACAUUCUGUAGUAUACUUGCACUAGUUAUAGUCCGGAGAUUAAAUAAGAUGAUGAGAUUCACUCGACUUUUACAAAAUAUCCACUCGUCAGUUGUUUACAAGGCGAUUUACAGCUAUUAAACUUGACCAUCUGAAUAAGUACGCGCGCGCACAAACUGAGAAUGCAGGAAUCUUUUCCAGGUUCACCGAGUAAUUGGCGUACUGAAUGCAGACUGUUAGCUAUUUAAAAUUAUUUUUAAACGAUGCUGUGUAUAAUGGAAAUGGAUUCACAACAUAUACGACAGUUCGUCUGUUUUAUGAGAAAUAUUUUCAGAACAAUCGAGUCAAGGGGAAAGAGCUCAUGCCAGUCAGAAAUGGGAAAGCUAACUGAAUCCAAAGUCCGCAUAAUCCAAAUACAAAGUAAAUGGAUAAAAAGGAGUCAAUUUUCUAUGUCCCUCGUUAUAGUUAUUGACAACUAAACAUUUGGAUACCACGUGCGCAUAGAAAUUAUUACUAUUUCUGGAUCAUGCGAAUUUCAACAUUUUGUCGCAGGAAGCAUUUAUAAAUGGGACAUAGCGUUGCAUUGACGAGUGUAAUUUACAGUGACGUUCACGACGAUUCCUUUUUCUCUCUUUCUCUCACUUCUUGAUCCGUUACAAAGCAUACUCGCCACAGUAGAUCACUAGAUCCAGGUUUCUUUCAACUUUAGGCCCAAAGAACGUAGGAGAACGCGUAAAAUAUAUCUACUUUCUAUAAUGGCACUAAUUCAAACUCCUAGUUCUCCGCCAAAUAAAUUCCUACAUAAAUGAAUAAAUAGUUUUCAAGAAACCAAAGGUAAAAAUGUCGAGCAGUACAAAAACUAGCGAUGAAGAUGAUGAUGAUGAAGAUGGAGACGAUGAGUAUGGUGAUUAUUAUUAUUAUUAUUAUUAUUAUUAUUAUUAUUAAUUCUGAUGUUGUUGUUCUUGUUCUUGCAUGCUUUUCUAACAUUAAAUCGUAGCCUAUAUGGUGUAUUCUAUUUACUGGGGUAAUAUAAAUUAAGUCUGAUUUUAAUGUAAAUAAUUAAUAUUAAUUUUACAUUAGCCAGUAUGCUGCACAAUAUAUAGCUUUUCUUGCAACUGCUAUAAGCCAGUAGACAUUAAAAUGUUAAUUAGCAUCGACAUUAAACAGAGAUAAAGUGUGUAUAUUUACAAUAAGGAACCAUUAAAUUGCAUGUCAAAUAUUAACUUUACACAAGCCAUAUACAUACAAUUGUAUGCCGAGUUAAAGGAGGUUAAAAAAAAACAUGAAUCUUGAAAAUCUGUUUUCUUACACGUCCCCCAAUUUCCCUUGAUGAUUGCUGGGAAGGUGUGAAUAGCCAUCUAUUUGUUUGUUCGCAGCCUUUUUUCCUCGUCGGCGAACUUCAGUGUUUUGUAUUCCUCUAAAUCCAGCGGGCAGUUCUUAUUGGUAGGUGUAAAUGUUACAUCACAAUGAUUAUGACGCACCGUCUUCCUGUUUCCUUCAGCAGUGUCUUAAAGUGAAUCUUGUUGGUGGGAGAGAGCCUCAGCUCUUUUCAGCUCGACUCACAGAAAAACCCAAUUACAAGCCAGAAAGGAGAGCGGCGCACAAGAGCUCUCUGCUCUCUCGCGUCCAACUCUCCUGCUUGCCUUGAGAAAUUACAAUAUUCAUCACCAGGCAAACAGCCCUCUCUGUCUCUCACAUUAUAGCAAAGAAGCUCGCUUUCUUCUCAUCUCUGGAGUAAGUAACCUUGUCCUUAGAUAGCUCCCAGUUUAUUCUUUCUAGUAUUAAUCGUCCGCUCUCUUGGAGAAGCCAAUAGUUUCUACUGAGAGGAGGAGGUGCGAUUCGUAGUAUAUAUUUUACUGCUUAAUUGUCUUCAUUGGUACGCAUUUAGGUUGCUUUUUUCCAAAAAUCGUUUUUUGAUAUUAACAAGCAGAAGACAUUUUCAGAUUUUUUGCUUAAUCGAAAGGGAUAUAGGGCUCAAUUGUUCCACUCGAACGAUCUUGGGGUUCGAGAGCUGUGCCCAGCUGACAAGCCUUUGAAGAUGACACAAUAGCAAUAGCAGUCCAGUGAUGCCUGACCAUGACAGUGCAGCCCUCUUAAGCAGACAAACUAAGAGACGAAGAGUUGACAUUGGCGUGAAAAGGACUGUAGGGACAGCGUCUGUAGCCUUUGCCCGAGCGAAAGCAAGCAUAUUCAGUGCCAUGAAUCCCCACAUUGCCGACCAGGACGUCGAGUGUUCAGUAGUGCAGCACGCGGACGGGGAGAAGUCCAAUGUGCUCCGCAAGCUGUUGAAGAGGGCAAACUCGUACGAAGAUGCCAUGAUGCCCUUUCCCGGUGCCACCAUAAUUUCCCAACUUCUGAAAAACAACAUGACCAAAAACGGAGGCAACGAGCCUAGCUUCCAGGGUAGCGGGCUGUCGAGUACUGGCUCUGAAGUCCACCAGGAGGACAUGUGCAGUAACUCGUCCCGGGAGAGUCCCCAGGACUGCCUGUCACCCUUUAGUAGGCCCUCCAUGAGCCAAUUUGACAUCGAGCGACUCAGUGACGAGCACCUGAGGGCCAAGCGCGCCCGGGUGGAGAACAUCAUCCGCGGCAUGAGCCACUCGCCUAGCGUCACCCUGCGGCCUAGUGAGAGUGACCGUGAGGGGGUGCCACAGCCGCCCGGCAGCCCCCGCGAGAGCUACCGGGAGAACAAGCGCAAGCAGAAGCUGCCCCAGCAGCAGCAGCAGAGCUUCCGGCAACUGGUGUCGGCACGCAAGGAGCAGAAGCACGAGGAGCGCCGCCAGCUGAAGCUGCAGCUGGAGGACAUGCAGAAGCAGCUGCGGCAGCUGCAGGAGAAAUUCUACCAGAUCUACGACAGCACAGACUCUGAGAACGACGAGGACGGGAAUCUCUCAGAAGACAGCCUGCGCUCUGAUGGCAUGGACCGCCGCGCACGUGACUCGGUGGCAGACCGUUCCGAUAACGAGAUGUCCGACCUGGACCCUGGGCACUUCCUGGACCGGGCACGUGCACUGAUCCAAGAGCAGAGCGUCAUGGCGGACGGAGACAAACCCAAGAGGGACGGUCCUCGGGGGAAAGGACAGGGGCCCUCCUCCAUGCACGCGGAGGGCAAGCAGUUGGCCGAGACGCUGAAGCAAGAGCUAAACACGGCCAUGUCCCAGGUCGUAGACACGGUGGUGAAAGUUUUUGCCAAGCCCCCACGUCCAGUUCCUCAGGUCUUCCCGUCGCACCCGAUGCCUCAGGACCGCUUCCCGGUGAAUGGAGAGAAUCCAAACUUCCACACGGCCAAUCAGCGAUUGCAGUGUUUUGGCGAUGUCAUCAUUCCCAAUCCACUGGACACCUUUGGCAGCAUUCAGGUCCCUCCUUCAAAUGACCAAACGGAGGCUCUGCCUCUGGUGGUCCGAAAGAACUCCUCGGAGCAGUCAUCCUCUCUGCCCACGCCUGGGGGGCACCAUCACCCCUCACUGCAUCCCUCCCCAUUAUCUGCCACCAUGGGGUUCAGUCCUCCCUCUUUCCGGCACCCUUUCCCCCUUCCACUAAUGGGCUACCCUUUUCAGAACCCAUUAGCCACACCUUCAGGCUCCUAUCCGGGCAAAGACAGGGCCUCCCCAGAGUCCCUGGACCUAUCCAGGGAGACUACCAGCCUAAGGACCAAGAUGUCAUCAAAUCAUCUGAACCACCAUCGCUCCUGCUCGCCUACACAUCCUGGGAGCACCGCAGAGGGCCUGUCCUUAUCCCUCAUCAAAUCCGAAUGUGGGGACCUUCAGGAAAUGUCUGACAUCUCGCCGUAUUCAGGAAGUACAAUUCAGGAAGGCCUAUCACCUAACCAUCUGAAGAAGGCCAAACUGAUGUUCUUCUACACAAGAUACCCAAGCUCCAACAUGCUGAAGAUGUUCUUCUCUGACGUGAAGUUCAACAGGUGUAUCACGUCCCAGCUCAUCAAGUGGUUCAGCAACUUCCGCGAGUUCUACUACAUCCAGAUGGAGAAGUUUGCCCGGCAGGCCAUCAAUGAUGGCGUGACCGGCGUGGAGGAGCUCAGCGUCAGCCGGGACUGUGAACUCUAUCGUGCGCUGAACAUGCACUACAACAAGGCCAACGACUUUGAGCAGGUUCCGGAGCGAUUCCUGGAAGUGGCGCAGAUCACGUUACGGGAGUUUUUCAACGCUAUUGUCGCAGGCAAAGAUGUUGAUCCUUCCUGGAAGAAGGCCAUAUACAAGGUCAUCUGCAAGCUGGACAGUGAAGUCCCAGAGAUUUUCAAAUCUCCCAAUUGUCUGCAAGAGCUCCUGCAUGAGUAAACGUUUCCAUUGUUACCCGCCCAACCCCCCCUCCGCCCCCCCCAACCCCUUGAAUGUAUGAAGUAGCACUCCCAUUUUGAAGCCUGACUAUUUUGGGACCCUAUUUUUUUUCCUUUUCUUCUUGUGAAAGGUCUUUGAAUCCACUGAGAGUUUUGACAGUGUGAAUCCCCCUUUUUACCUGCCCCCUAACUUGAGGGGGGGUGGGGGGGGGUUACCACUUAUACAUGGCACGGUGGCUAAUUAUACUGUUAACCUGAAAUUCUCCCAUUUGGUCACUAAUAGGGCUCCGUUUCGCCGAGAGAUGUCUGAUGUGUGUGAAGAUUUUCUUGCGGAAUAAGACAAUACAUUUACAGAUUGUAUAGGUGUAAUUAUUAUUUAUAAUUAUUAUAAUUAUUACUAUUAAUGUUAUUGCUUGCUUCGAAUUGAUACAUUAUUGAUGAUCUUGUUUGUUUCAUGACGAUGCUUCAUAAAAUAAAUUAUUCCAAAAAAUA
Molecule: messenger RNA, 6533 nt
Organism: Paramormyrops kingsleyae
Lineage: Eukaryota; Metazoa; Chordata; Actinopteri; Osteoglossiformes; Mormyridae
Source: RefSeq, a predicted model, not a curated record